Messenger RNA from Mycotypha africana, 1201 nucleotides. RefSeq lists its product as uncharacterized. The record is from RefSeq and is a predicted model, not a curated record. NCBI's taxonomy places the organism in Eukaryota, Fungi, Mucoromycota, Mucoromycetes, Mucorales, Mycotyphaceae. The transcript has 3 exons. Bases 94 to 777 code for a protein of 227 amino acids.
UUCUUAUUUAGCAGGCAAAGCAGUUGAAUCACCCUGAAUUAAAUUAUAAAAUUUACUGAUGUAUCAAUUUAACAUUAAUUUUUAUUCAAUAUAAUGUAUAUUGUAUAUACAGCUAAUUGCCAAAAAGCCUGUAAGAAAUGUGCUGACGAAAGACCUUGUCCUCGCUGCAUCAAACUUGAUCUUGCAGCAACGUGCGUUAACUCCAUUCGUAAAGAACGUCAAAGGGGCAUUAAACGUGGUCCCUACAAGAGAAAAAAUAAGACAGCGAUAAAUGAAGAGGAAGGAAGACCAGAUAUUCAAAGCAACAAAGUUUCACCUGUACCUAUCGUGCCAGUAAUCGCCACAUCGACGACUGAGGAAAGCACACUAAAAAAUGAUAAUAAUACCGAAGUUAACAAUCCGAUUAUCUCUUCAGCAUCUACCACUAACAACAGCAGUAUCGAUUAUGGAUAUCCUCCACAAUUGAGUCAAUACCCGCAAGGUUAUCAUUCUCUCUAUUAUAACAUUAACCUGACAGCCACCACCAAAGUAGAAAAAAUUGUGAACAAUAAGACCGAGACAGCGACUGCAACCAAGUUGGACAAUAGUACAAAACAUGACGAGGAGAACAUCCAGUCCACUAUUGUUGACACGGCAGAAGAAAUGUCACGAAAGAUAGAGCAAUUUGCACGCUUAUCUGAACUCUGUAGUGCUGCUCUCCGUGAGAAGGAACAAGAAAAGAAACAGAAACAAGAGAUAUCAGAAAGUGAGGGUGUUCCUGUGAAACAAGAGGAGUGAACUCAUCCAAAGGCCAUGAGGUAAUGGUAUGUUACAGCCUAACAUAGCUUUCAUCUUGACGUAUUUGACAGUACGUACGAAUAUCCAAAAUAUUUCUUUUACGUUUUCUUUUAUUCUACAUCGUUUAUAUAUACAAUAAACUGCUACUAGCGCAUUUUAAUUCUCUUUCGUUCUAUAUGUGAAAGGAGCCGAACAUUUAAUACUAGAUGUGUUUCUAUCUAAUAUUUACCAGUCAUUGGACUGAAACAUGCGCAUAGAAAGCUCAUAUACAGUAAACGUAGCGCCUGCUGCAGGUACAGAUCUCAAUACAGUAGGAGCAUAACCGCGGAAAAGUCCCCUCAUACCAUCAACGGCAUAAAUAUGCUUCAUCACUUGUGAUAUGUACAAUCCUUUGGGCGGAUUUGGUUGGUUUUGAACCUAAUGG